AUGCGGGAGCGCAUCGAAGUGGCGAGGCUUGAUGCGGUGACAGCUUCGGUGGAACGUGCUGCUGAAAAGCGUGGCAUUCUGCAACUCCUGGGAGAUGCGGACAAGAAGGUUCUGGAGGCCGAGAAGGCCGUGGAGGCUGCCGCUGAACUGGCCGUGCCCCUCCAGGAGCUGAUGGCCAGCGAGGACGACUUCAGAUCAUUGCAGAAAUUUGGCACAGAUGGCUUAUGUGACAAAUCGGCGGCCGAUGCAAAGCAUGACAAGAACGCCAAGGAGGAGGACGACGAGACCAAGGAAGAGGUCAAGGAAGAAGACAAAGUCAAGGAAGAAGAGGCAAAAGAUGGAAACGCCGAAGGGAAGGCCGCCAAGGUGCAGACGACACGCAGCUUCCCCAAGUUGCGAGCAGGCAACUCAGCAAGGAGCCCAGAGGCUGCGGCAAUUGUCCUGAGUUGGAUCGCAGACCUCCUUCCAGGAAAUGCACCAGCUAGCCUGGCCUGUUGCUUCGCCCUUUCUUCCUUGCCUUUCUUUUGCUUGCUGUCUCACUGCCCGCUUGCUGUCUGGUCUCCUGGCUCGAGGUUUAUGGAGGUUCAUGGGGACAAGAGCUGCACGGGUGGGUUUGAAGGAAUGGUCUGGAUCCUACUGGCUCCCUGCCUGGGGCCGGUGUACCUGGGGCAGCUGGAGUUGCCAACCCAGAUGCUGCUAUUCCUGGCCGCGAGCAUCCCGAGCGCCCUGACCCAGGCGGUGCCCGGCACCGCGGCCUUCGACCUCGCGGCCGCCUCGCUGAUGUCGGCCAUGCCGGGCUUCGACCCAUCCGCAUGGGCAGGCAUCGCUUUCCCGUCCUUCGCUCUUCCGGCGGGCGCAGCUCCUGACCUCUCGCAGCAGCUGAAGGAAGCACAAGCCUUGGUGGUGAGCAAGGAGAAGGACAAAAUGGAGAAAGGUGACAAGGUCGACCGGAAGAAGGCGCCUCAGGCACCGCAAGGUGGUGACGUGCUCCGGCUCCGGGGGCUGCCCUGGUCUGCUGGGCCACCGGAAGUCGCCCAGUUCCUGCAUGAGUAUGGGAUCAGCGAGCGAGACGUCACCAUGUGCGUCACCGAAUCCGGCCGGCAAGAUGGCCAUGCCUGGGUGGUCUUCCAAAGUAGAGAUGUGGCAAAGAAGGCGAUGCAGGAGAAGCAGAGGCAAACACUCGGUGGCCGGUUCAUUGAGCUUUUUCAGUGGAAGGAUCACUCGAAGGAGAAGACCACAGUAGCGAACACCACGAAAGUUUACACCGGCAUACUGAAACAUUUCGAUGCCCAGCGGAAGUGCGGGUACAUACACUCUCCAGAUGCCGAGGCUGACAUAGGCAAGCAGGACAUCUACGCUUUCAGAGACGUCCUGGAGCGUGGCAAAGCGUGCGUGGGUGACACACUGGCUUUUCCUUUGCAUUGGUCUCCGAAGGGACAGCCCCAGGCAUCUUCCCCUUUGAUUCGUAUAUCGGCGAGGAAUAGUUACGCGCAUACUGGCAACUUCAAGAUCUUGCCAGCAGACAUGAGCGGGCGACAAGCGGGCUUGAUCGAGUGCGCAGAGGUAAAUCAAGUAUUUGGGCGCGCGGUGUAUGUCAGUCCGUCCCUGGCAGUCACCCUUACGCCAGGUACCUUCGUAGCAUUCAACUGCUACCUCGCUUCGAUGCCUGCUGCCUUUGCGCGGGCACCGCUUGAUGGUCUCAAUGUGCCGGUCUGCAGUCACGCCAUAAUGGUGGAGACGAGCUUCGUCUCACCUGGGCCGGAGCUCAACGAGACCAAGACAGCCGAGGGCUUUGACAGAUCUGGCUACCGAGAUCCUGUGAUGUCUGAUGCAGACGGAGAAGUUUGCCGCUUCUUUGCUCUGGCCGGCUGGUGUAAAUAUGGCGACGCCUGCCGACACAAACACGUUCAGGGAGUGCCGCAGGGAGGCAAGGGCGCUGCCCCAAGGGAGAUCUGCGCCUUCUUUCAGAAGUCUGGAUGGUGCAGAUUUGGCGACUCCUGCAAGCAUGCGCACGUGGUAGGCGUCGCAGGCAAUUUCGCAGGAGAGAGCUUCGAGCAGCUGACAAGUCAACCUCGCGACGUGGAUCAAGCGGCUUGUUUAGAGCAGCUGGAUGCGCUUCAAAAGCGUCUGGAUGCUGCAAUGCGGCGGUUGGCCGAGGUACGCAGAGGAAGCACAGACAGGCAGUAUGCCAAGGCCAGAAAGGUCAUGGAGUCAGUGGACUUCAGCCGCUUCAGCCGCUUCAGCCAGGUGUGGCCGACGCGAGCAGACAGACGCCUACAGCUAGCGCAUGUCCUAGCCGAAGGGAAUUCGGCAAUUCUGUCACGACUCCUCCGCGUUGAUGCAGUGGAUGGGCGGACCCUGGAUCUCGACAACCCAGACAUAUUGCAGUACAUCACACCGGAAGCUCUUGCAGUUUCGCAGGAGGCCCAAAGGAUCGGUGCACACACGAUUGUACACAAAGAUGGUGAACUCGUGAAGUUCCAUGACCACUUGACCGCUGGAGGCAUUGCCUGCGCAAUGUCCCAUCACAAAGCGUUGCGAACGGUAGCAGAGCAUCCGACGGCCGAGUGGGGACUAAUUAUGGAAGAUGAUAUCCAGGCCCUGGUUCCUGACGUUCACGAAGUCAUCGCCAAGGCAGUCCAGCGUUUGCCCUCCAACUGGGAUGCUGUUUUUUUGGGCUACCAUGGUGGAACCCUUGAUGGGUUCGCACCUGGUGGCCGAGACACUGAACAGGAACAUACGCGUGCAAAGUUCGAGCUGCAGAUUGAUGAGAUGCGCGGCUAUGUGGACGAAUUUCGUGGCUCGGUGGAUAGGGAGGAGCUUGAGGCGGAUGAAGUGCCCAUGCUUAGAAUGUACAGCCCUCUCUAUGGUCUGUAUGCAUGGGCGGUUAAAAAGGAAGCCGCCGCCACUCUUCUGAACGAGGCUUUCCCUGUAGGCGGACAGGUGGACCAUGCGUUAUCACUCUGGCUGGUCCAGCAUGGCCAUUGCUUCAAAGUUGCCCCUCGACAUUUACUUUUCUACAGCCCCAAGAGCGAGGUAGGUCUGGAUUCCGACAUUCAGACCAUGACACAUCUUGACAGCUUGCUGGCUGAUCCCGAGCACUGCGACAGAUACGUUGAUUUCAUAAACAGCAACCAGAGCGCGGAGGAUCCCGACGUGGAAGCUUCCAAGGAGGCCUUCCAGGCCUUGAUGGAUCUUCCCGAGGAUGCCGAGCCCCUGCAGAUGCAGUCCGUCCUCUCAAGGGCCGCAGCAGCACAGACAGAGGCCACGACUGCAAUCCAAGCAGCUCGAGUGCCCCUGGUGGAGCGGUUGCAGAAGGCCAAAGCCGACGGAGUUACGACAGACACCUCUGAAGUGUUGAAGGAAUUCCAGGAAAUGUUUGCCAAGUUGGCGCCCCUGCAGACCAAGCUGGACGAGCAGAGGAAGGAUGCAAACGACAAGGAGCACCGAUUUGUGGCAACUUGCCUGCCGCCCCGACAUGUUCAUGGAGCAGCAAGCUCGUCAUGUGUGCUCAAUGUCGGAUGA
Symbiodinium natans is the source of this 3525-nucleotide messenger RNA. The record is from the annotation of a GenBank genome assembly. Lineage: Eukaryota; Dinophyceae; Suessiales; Symbiodiniaceae.